CUCAGACAUAGAGCCCACUCGUCGAGCGCGCUCGCACGCCGCGAAUCGCCGGACCGGUCGGCGACGGAGACGACAGAGCCCAAGUCGAAGCGAUCCGAUUUUGCCGGCGGCAGCGACCGGAGUAUGGGGCUGGGAGGCCGGGGCGUGGUGGGAGACAGGUGGUCGCAACGCAUCCUCUGGAUUUGCGCCCUGGGCAGCGCCGUGAGCCUCUACUUCGUGGCGGUGGAGAGGCAGGCUCAGAAUCGUGCGCGGGCGGUGGCGGAGGGCCUCAAGGCGCUCGACGGCGCCGGGGAUGACGUGUGACAGCGGUGGACGCUGCCGUGCAGAGGGCCUCCUUUGGUUCACAUGUUCACAGAACCUCAUAGCGUUGCAAUAAUGUACUAAACAUCUGUGCUCAGUCUUUGUAGAAUUAAAUGUGGAUCAAUGUGAGUGUUCUCCUAUUUCACAUAAUUCAUCUGAGCCUUUGUUGCUGCACAGAAAUGUUGAUCCGUGCCACUACGUGAGUGUUUUCUUAUUUCACACAAUUUGUCCAUUUAAGGAUCCACAUGAUGUAUUCCGUAGAGUGGAGUAACCAGAAUUCAAUAACUGUGUAUUCACUGUGUUUUUUAUUGUCCAAUACAAUGCAUAUCACAAAAUAUCAAUAUGAAACUGAAGAAAAUUUACUGU
Messenger RNA from Zea mays, 666 nucleotides. RefSeq lists its product as uncharacterized. NCBI's taxonomy places the organism in Eukaryota, Viridiplantae, Streptophyta, Magnoliopsida, Poales, Poaceae. The transcript is spliced from 2 exons. Bases 124 to 303 code for a protein of 59 amino acids. The record is from RefSeq and is a predicted model, not a curated record.